This is a messenger RNA of Tuber melanosporum (Perigord truffle), 3523 nucleotides long. RefSeq lists its product as uncharacterized. Bases 1 to 3222 code for a protein of 1073 amino acids. Lineage: Eukaryota; Fungi; Ascomycota; Pezizomycetes; Pezizales; Tuberaceae. The transcript is spliced from 4 exons. The record is from RefSeq and is a predicted model, not a curated record. Gene Ontology annotation, molecular function: RNA binding.
AUGAACCCUAUCAACAGCUACCAGGAACCACCUGCUAUACAAACCGAUUACGCCUCCCCUGUCCACCGCCGUGCUCGUGCGGGAACCGUUCCAUCUAGAUUCUCUCCGGGUGGCUUCACUACCGCCCCGACCAUUAUUCCUGGAAUCCCUUCCACAAGCCGCCCCUCCCCGGCACCCUCCCCGUUUAAAUCCAACUCUCCACAGAAUGUCGAGAUGGUGGACAAUAGUCAAGUAUCGGUUGCCCAGUCAUCUUCAUCUGUUGCUUCAAGAUUGAGAUCCGGAUCCCUGAACCUCCCUCCCCGUGCCAACUAUGUGAGCCCGUUUGGACCGUCUAUUUUUGCGAGUUCUUGGACCCCUGGUCGUCCUACCGCGGGUGGGAACAACGGGCUUCCUUCAUCACCUGCACAUUCGUCCUUCUCGAAGGAUGAUGAAGGAACUCAUAUGGCACCAAAGACCUUGGAUUACCUUGGACUUGUAGAUAGCCCCCAAGCCGCUCGUGCUACGUUGGCUAAACCGAUGGGCCUGGAUACUCUUAUUGAAGGGCAAAGGGCAGCAGCUUUGCAACCAUUUAUCUCUGACCUUGCUGGUAUUCAAAGGUCUAAUAGGAUCCGCUCAUACUCUGUCAAUGCCAAGGAAAAGUACGCUGAAGAUGAAGAAGAGGAGGAGGAGGAGGAACAACGUCACCUCUACUCUGGACAACAAAGUGGCAACGUAACGCCCUCGUCUCAAGCUAACUUGGCUGCCCAGGCAGCUCUUCACUCUCUCAGUGUAGCUUACUCCCCAAGUCGUCCCAGAGCCAGGACUGCCGGUGUCCUGGAUUCACCUCCAGUCAAUCGACUAAAGUCUUAUCUGGCCACGCCAUCAAGAUUGGACUCCAUGACAAGUGCCUCUGAUAUUGGCCGGGAUUACUUUGAUUUAGCAAACAAUUCUGAUCAUACUUUGAAGCUCGGAAACAUGCAUCCUAGGCCAUCAAGUGGAGAAGGAGGUUUAGCUUCGAUUGAAGAGUCUUCUCUAGAAGGGCCUACACGCUCACUUUGGCUCGGAAAUAUCCCCGCAUCGACCACUACGACAUCGCUUGUUCAUAUCUUCCAGGGUUUUGGUAAUGUUGAGUCCGCUCGCGUUCUUACCCACAAGAACUGUGGGUUUGUCAACUUUAAUAGCAUCGACUCUGCGGUCCAGGCCCGAAGCAGCCUCAACGGAAAGGAAAUUUUUCCUGGUGCUGGCCCGGUGAGAAUUGGGUUUGCGAAACCAUCCUCAGCUGGAAGCAAUGGUACUCCCACACCAAAUGGUGGUGCUUACGGUUCCCCGAGUCCUGGGCCCCCAGGCGAUUCCGCACCUUCUGCGAUUGGGGAUGGUGCUCUGUCUCGUGAUUCAAAUGGUGCUGCUGCUAAUGGAAACGACACCCGCGACAGCGUUGCAGCACUCAAAUUGCCUGAUCUGAUUGAUAUGAGGGAAGAUAUUGUCAAGAUUGUACAGGAAUUUGGUGCGGAGCAUGAUGAUGCUUUGAUGGUGGGAAACAACAUUGAUAAGGCUGUUGAAUAUCAGAAUUUUGAGCCUGAAAUCCCACCAAUCCCGGAGCCAACCCACAAUCGCGUUCAUGACGCGCCUAAAUUGCGUGAUAUCAGGAAACGGAUUGAUAAUGGAAAUUGCUCGCAAACUGAAAUUGAGGAGAUCGCGAUGACCAUGUUGGAUGAGAUUGCCGAACUCUCUAGUGAUUACCUUGGAAACACUGUUGUACAGAAGCUCUUUGAAUACUGCUCUGAGGAGAUCAAGGGGGCGAUGUUGGUAGAGAUCGGUCCCCACCUUGCCGAAAUUGGAAUCCAUAAGAAUGGCACUUGGGCUGGGCAGAAAAUCAUUGAUGUCGCUAAAACCCCUGCUCAAAUGCAGAAGAUUUGUGAUUGUCUCCGACCCUAUACCGUCGCUCUGUUCCUCGACCAAUAUGGAAACUACGUUCUUCAAUGCUGCCUUCGCUUUGGCGCCCCGUGGAACGACUUUAUUUUCGAGACCAUGUUGAGCCGUAUGUGGGAAAUUGCACAAGGAAGAUUCGGUGCUCGAGCAAUGAGGGCAUGUCUCGAGAGCCAUCAUGCAAGCAAAGACCAGCAAAGAAUGCUCGCUGCUGCUAUCGCUUUGCACAGCGUCCAGCUCGCCACAAAUGCGAAUGGCGCUUUGUUGCUGACUUGGUUUCUGGACACCUGCACAUUCCCUCGUCGUCGCACAGUUCUCGCACCACGUUUGGUUCCGCAUCUUGUGCAUCUUUGCACGCACAAGGUUGCUUAUCUGACUGUGUUGAAAGUUAUUAAUCAGAGGAACGAGCCAGAGGCGCGUGACACAAUCCUUAAGGCCCUAUUCUUCUCGCCUGGAGAUAAAGUGCUGGAAGAUAUUCUCAGUGAUCAUUCAUGUGGAGCAACUCUUAUUUUCAAGGUUCUUACCACACCAUUCUUUGAGGAGACGAUGCGGAGCGAAGUGGCUCAGAACGUCCGGAACGUCCUGCUCAAGCUGAAGGCUACCCCAUCACAGGGGUACAAGAGAUUAAUGGACGAAGUUGGAUUGCCUACUCGCAAUGGGGUUUCUAAUAAUGCCAAUACUAGUAAUGGACCGAAAGACCACCCACGGGAUCGUGUUAACAAUAAUUCAAAUGCCAGUAAUGAUCGCAGGGGAGUGCCCCAGAACUCUCCUGCAAGCCAUAACCACAAUCAUCAUAAUAAUAAUCGCGAUCUUCCGCCAGUAUCGUUUUAUAAUGUUACCCCUUCCAGCUUCGAUCCGGCCGCCUUGGCAGCUGCCGCUUCUCAGAUGCCUCAAAAUGCAGGAUUCGACCCAGUCGCUUUAAGGGCAUUUGAGCAAUUAAGCCUUACUGCAGGCUCACUUUAUGGUACUCCCGGCCCUCCUGGAAUCAAUAACCCCGCUCUUCAAUAUCAGGCCUUGUUGCAACAAUCGAUGGGACGCUCAGGGCCAAAUUUCUUCGGGAUGUCCCCUUCGAUGGGAAGCUAUAAUGGAGGGCAAGCUUCACAAGAUCAGUACCGUGCUGGCCAUCCCGGUAGUUCUCCUGUACCUCAGCCACAGCAAAUGGCGAAUAACCCGAUGCUGGGGAGUAUGGGUGCAACACCCGGAGUCUUCAACCCGUUGCAGCUCAUGACCGGAUAUCCUUAUGGUGUUCCGGUAUUCCAACCACCACAGCAACAGGGCCACAGUGCUGGAAGUGGAAGAAGAGGCGGAAGGCGUUGAUACGAUUUGUCUAUCCUCCCCCAAAAAAUAAUAAACACGGACGAGUCCUUUAUUUCCUCUCUGCGAUCAAUCCUCACAAAUUAUCUUCGUUACUGGCGUAGCAAAUUACAUAAAUCAUACAUUUUUAUCAGUGCAAUAAAUGAGUGGUGGGGGAGGCUAUGUAUUCAUGUAACGGAGCUCUUUUUUUAUUUUUAUUUUUAUUAACGGGAAUGGUUAUUGUAUGUUUCUUUGCUCUUUCCUGAUUUCAUUUCAUCUCACUUUCUCCUGUACCCUUUCAAUAUUAUCUAGGUUAAGAGCUGGA